AUGAGCUUCGGGUUUGCGACAUCUGUCAAUCGCACCACUUCAAACCAAAUUCAUCCACGAUAUCGUAGGCUAUUUGAUUUUUGGACCCAUCAGGACCCAACAGGGGUCUUGUUCAAUUCUCCGAAAUUCACACGUUUGAACCGGACCAGACUAGCCCCUGAAGCAAUGUCAAACCCCCUUUCUUUCACCAGGCAACAAAGGAUACCAAGCCGGAUUGGGAAUAAGCUGUGUAUUACCUCAUCAAAUCUACCAAAAACCCUUGGCCAUGGCGAGUAUAAAGAGGCCAAUACUUUGGCACCAGAGAUUUCUGCUUUUUUUAUCAUGCAAGCCCAAGAAAACCAGACUGGAAACAUGGAAGCUGAAGACGAGAUUCAAAACACCCAAGACGCUUCCGCACCCGUCACCAAUGCAGCUGUAGCAGCCCUUGUCUCCGAUAGCCUGAAGCAACAAGCUGCCCAGUUCGAAGCCAUCAUCAAUGGCCUCCGAACCCAACUCAACGACUUCAAAGAUCUCGGGAACCAAUCUGGGCGUAAACAGAAUGCCACCCCCAAAUCAGCCACUCCCAAAUCAACUCCAGACACCUCCUCUACUCGUAACCGCAUGAAACCCACACCUUCAUCAUCUCGGAAUUCUUAUUCAACACCUACGCCAUCGAGCAAAGCUCCUCGAAAGUCUAAAACUCCUUCUACACCUAAUGAGGCUCCAGCACCUUCACCUUCACGUAAACGCCACCCACUUCAGCUGAUAGGAUCAGAAACUCCUGCGGAUUACAAAACGACAAGGGACGCCUUAUACAUUCACAUCAAGAUGCUCUGGGGUUUAUUCAAAGCCCACGAUGUUCCCCCUCCGCCCGAUCCCAGCCUCUUGAAGGAACUUUAUGCUCGCUUCAGUUCUGCCGAACAGGUCGAGGCUGCCAUCACCGACCCUCACAGUUGCGACUUGGUGGCUCAAAAUGACAUACUCACUUUGAGGUCAUUGAAAGCCGGUGGUGGAAAAAUAGGCCGAGGUAUGGCCAAUCUAGAUGAAACUUACAUACUUUACAUUCAUGGGGUCUUGGCAAAAGUGGGUAUUCGUGUUUGGUGUCCCGACCUCAAUGAUUCCGUCGAUUCGCUUUACAAUUCAGCUUGCCGAAUUACUGCGCUUGGUACUUUUCGCCAACUUAUGGCAACCGGAGCUUACGACCAUGCCAAUGUCAAUCCGAACUACGUCAAUGCUAUGUCUCGCUUCAUCACUACCUACAACCAUUAUGUCCAUUAUCUCGUUGCAAACAGAUCCAAGAUCGAGGCGAAGGAAGCUGGAAAAUCUCAAGCAGACGGUGCGAGAAAGUGUAUUCAGAAACGUAGAGAACAGCUUUGUGAACUUCGAAUGUCAUUCCUCAAUGGACCGAAUCGAAAGAGUUUUCCUCCGCGCUACCGAAAGAUUUGUGAGAAAGUCCUUGCACACAGCGACGAUGAGGAGGUCCCUGGUAAACCCUACCUUGUCAUCAAGACUCUGCCUUACCGAUCGAAAAAUGCUAGUAAAUUCUUCAGAAGACUCGACAUUGAGAUGAAGAAAGCGGCCGAAAUUGCGGGAGAAACUUUUCAUAAGAAGCCACGUCGUUUGCCCUCCAAACCAGUCCCUUCCAUUUUCAAAAAGGCGCCAAAAAACUUACCGAUUGACUUCUACGACCCCAAGUGGUAUCACUCGCUUCACCCAGGUCAACAACGCCUGGUGGCCAAACAAGAUCAAGUGGCUUUGUUGCCUGAUGCAGCUGAGUCUCUCUGUCCACAACGCCAUCCUGACGAAAAACUUGGAGAUGCCGCGUUCAAUGACAAGUAUUUAGACAUCUUAUCUAUCCCAUAUGUGCCAGAUGAUGAUCAUGAGGAUGAAGCUGAUUAUGUGGGUGAUGAUGAUGUUGAUCUGGGUGAUGAUGAGGAUUUGGAAGACGAAAAUAUGGACUCUGAUGACGAAUCGGAUUUUCUUUCUGAUGGUGAUUUUGGCAAUUUGUAUGACGAUGAUGAAGACGCUGCUUGA
Molecule: messenger RNA, 2013 nt
Organism: Melampsora larici-populina 98AG31
Lineage: Eukaryota; Fungi; Basidiomycota; Pucciniomycetes; Pucciniales; Melampsoraceae
Exons: 6
Coding region: 1-2013 (670 amino acids)
Source: RefSeq, a predicted model, not a curated record